AUGUAUCUUUAUGAUGCAGCGUUUCACUGCAGACAGACUGCUUUUGGGCUGGACAGUUGCCCAGGGUCCUGCAGGUCUUUAAAAAGUGCAAACUCUGGUAUCUUGUCCAAACAGACUGAAAACACUACCAAGCCUAGCGGUUCCCGAAGUUUUUCAGACCCCUGCUUCGGUUGCAAUAAACUCAUCCUCAGUGCCCCCUGCGCUACCAAAAGCACUGUUCAGAAAAGUGGUUUGCACGAUCCGCUAAGUAAGGAGAAAACACCGGCCUGGUUGAGGUGUUCCGCCGCGAACGCAACCAUGACAAGUCACCCCUUGGUAGAAACCCACAGUUUCUCCUCGAAAGAAGCCCAGCAGCUGCUCCACAACAAGUUUGUUGUGAUCAUGGGCGAUUCCAUUUACCGAUCGAUAUACAAAGACCUGAUCUCCAUCCUGCAGGCUGACAAGCUUCUCACUGUUGAUCAGCUGAAGAAAAAGGGAGAGCCGUCUUUUGCCAACGAUAAACUGGUGAAAUAUAGUGGGUUAGGCUGCGGGAACAGAUACCAGGAGGUGCGCGAGUUCCGCUCGGAUCACCACUUGGUGCGAUGCUACUUCAUUCCCCGCGUUUAUUCGGACUACGUGGAGGAAAUCUUGGACGACCUCCAAAGAGAGCCGAAACCGGACGUGGUCAUCUUCAAUUCCUGCCUCUGGGACCUCAACAGGUACCAAGAGAAGGUGGCCAGGAAGCUUCGGCUGCCGAAGGCCAUCAGGCAGUACAGGCUCAACCUGGAGAAGCUCUUUGAGAGGCUGGAUCAGGUCCUUCCUCAGACCUGCCUUGCCAUCUGGAACACUGCCCUCCCCAUACGGAAAGAGCCUUCUGGAGCCCUCUACAAAGAGAUGGAGGGAGACUACUGCUCAGCUGAGGAUGUAGAAAAAGCGACCCCCGUGGACGUGAUUGAAGCCAACUUCUAUGGCGCCAUCCUCGCCCGCAGCUACGGGUUCGACGUCCUGGAUCUUCAUUUCUUCUUCCGCUUUGUGGACCAUCUCCGCAUUGAAGACGGGAUACACUGGAACUUCUUGGCUCACCGGUUUAUUACCAGAUACCUGCUGACCUACAUUGCUGAUUCCUGGGGAGUCGAGCUUGAGAAGAGGAAGUCGGGCACAGGGAUUGGUUGGAACGGGACCGCCACACAUCAGCCAGCUUCCCCUCAGCUGCCCUCCACACCCCCAGUGUGCCGUGACUUCUUCUUGGCUGGUGACGCUCCUACCAGGCAGCUCUGUGUGGACAGAGAAGCCCCUGACAGCUAUGGCGCUCCCUAUGGCAACAGACCUGUGGCUGGAUUCGAAUACAAUCCCCAGAAUCCCUCGGCCCAGCAUGGCUGGCUCCUUCCUGCCCACCCGCCGUUUGAGCACCACAGCAAUCCAUACGACGAUGGGCCAGGAGGCGGAUUGGACUGUCACGACUGUCCACCCGAUGAUGGACAGCUCACUCCUGACCUUCAGUUCAGUGACCAUCAGAAUGGUUCCUUCAGCCACAGGGGUGGGGUUUGGAACGGCCCCUUUUUCCCAGAAACCCACCCCUACGGCUCCCCUAUUCCCACACUGGCCGGGCGCUCCAGGCGAAGGCGGCGCCCCGAGUUCAUACAGUACCACCCCCACGAGCAACGCGAAGGAGCCCACCCCUAUGCCAGGCCGUGGCGGGGGCGUGGCAGAAACGCUUGGCGUCGCCCCCAAAGGUCAAGAUACAACUGGAGACGCCCCUCUCGCACUUAGCAGGGGCUCCGACAGCCUUGAAUGUUCUUCUCUUGCAGGCAGCAGCCCAACAUAUCAGGACUGGGGAUGGGGGGGUGUUUUUUUUGGGGGGGGGUUGCCUGUGGGUGUCAAGGGCUUCUGUUCACAUAGUGGAAGGACGUGUCGCUUGAUCUCCAGCCUGCUAUUGGACACCCUUUGGUCACAUGCUCGCAAGUGGGGGUCAGACCGUCUUUCUGAACCCGGGGUUGGCCCCCACCCAGUCUGGACACUUCUACUUUUUCACCUCGACCCCCCGUCCAGUGGAAGAAGGGUGUCUUCGCAACCAGCUCUGAAAAGCAAGCUCGGUAGUCCAAUCUCAGACACGCACCAGGCAUUCGAAGCGCAUUCAGCCCACGUUUUAAAACUCCCCCUCCCAAAGACCUGUGGGAACUGUAGUUCCCCCGCUGACAGACCUACAGGGUGCUUAAACUACAGUUCCCAGAAUGCUUUGGGGGAAGUCAUGUGCUUCAGAGGUGCGUAGUGGAUCUGCCCCUAGUCGUGGGGUGAACUGCAGGUGAUCUAUUGCUUUCUUGAUAUCGGCACAAACCGCCUGGGUUGUUUUGGCCAGGAUUUUUAAAUUCCCCAUGAAAUUCAUUCCGUCCCGCCCAGGGCGGUAGUGAGGCUGGUUGGAAAGUCUUCUUUCCCAAAGCCCCCUGCUAUCUCCACCCCCCGUGGAAGGUGGGACAGACUGCCUUUAAAGCCGUGGGGAGUGGGAGCCGAAUGUGGCCCUCUGCACGUUCCUAUCAGGCCCUCUGGACUUUCCCCAGGGAGUUGAGUUUGAGCUGUGCUCCCAUCUGUCUUUGAGAACGUGGCUGCAUUUUCAUUCAGCAAGCACAGGAAGCCCAUUUUCACAUUGCACCCGUAGGGUGGGCAAGUGGGUGGGUAGGCAGACGCUGGGUUUUGGGGGGGGGCAAAAUGUGCCACCUCUUUGCAUUUUCCAACCUGCGACGCACCUGCC
This is a messenger RNA of Podarcis raffonei (Aeolian wall lizard), 2725 nucleotides long. Its product is annotated as PC-esterase domain-containing protein 1A-like. The coding region runs from base 1 to 1749 and encodes 582 amino acids. NCBI's taxonomy places the organism in Eukaryota, Metazoa, Chordata, Lepidosauria, Squamata, Lacertidae. The record is from RefSeq and is a predicted model, not a curated record. The transcript has 9 exons.